AUGGUGAUCAAAUUGCACAUGGUCCUCGACAUCAAGAAAAGUCUAACACUGUUUGAUUCGGGACACACGAUUCGGCAGUCGAAGGGAAAGCUAAUAAAGAUGAAUAUUCCCACCGCACUACGCUGUAUGAAAGUGCAUGGGCGGCUGUCAGAGGUGGAAUUUGUCAUUAACAGGAUGCUGGCAACGGCGGAGCAGGAGCAGCGCGUGCCCGAGGAUUACCUCCCUAUGGCGGAGAUUCAACUCGUCAACCGGGAUGUCUUGCAGAUGUUGGACGACGAUACGACAUCUUCAAGCGUCACCACUCUCGGACAGGUGGAGACUCUUAUCGCGCCUGCAUUCCUCGCCUGCCGGGCGUGGCAAUCAGGCUUCCUCCCGAUGUUCGAAAACGGCACAUUCCAGAAGGGCGCAACACUGGCAAUAAUGUCCAGAGAACUUCGGCCCGACCAAGGACGAACUACAGAAGAUGUUAUUGAAAGCCAAAUUUCGCGCGUUGAUGGGGGCACCCUCAUGCGGUUCUGGCUCGGUGGCACGAUUAUGGAGUUGCUGGACGACACGGCGAACCCCUCUUCUUGGGUCGAUCCCUUCACUCUCUCUAGCCAACGGUACGAUGAUCUCAACUCUCUCGACCGCAGUGUCGAGAACAGCCAGAAUUGCCCAUUGGCUUCCAAAAUCGCGAUAGCUGCCUCGCUUGAGAACGAGCGUGAGGCUCCGCCUUGUCUUGCCAAGGCUACUUUGAGCUCACCUGAGUCAUCCUCGGCGAGUGGUGAGGCCAGGACCCGGGAGCAGUAUGGCGCAAUGAAUCCGCCAAAAGGGCUAUAUGAUCCUCGCCUGGAGUACAGCGCUAGUCAAGUUGCCGCCAAAGCGUCCAAAGCUUACGAUACACCUUCUGAUGACGGAAGCCUGAGUGACGACGAGAUGCGGAGUCUGCAUCAGAGGUAUGGUGCCGGCUCGAGGGUCCGCCAAAACACGUUUUCAGUCUCGUCAAGUUCCUCGGAGUCUCCCGCUCAUUCAACGCGGAUCGGCGCCACGACCUCACCAAGUCCGAACUCAGAACUCGAAGCAUGCUGA
This is a messenger RNA of Diaporthe batatas, 1068 nucleotides long. RefSeq lists its product as uncharacterized. Bases 1 to 1068 code for a protein of 355 amino acids. The record is from RefSeq and is a predicted model, not a curated record. NCBI's taxonomy places the organism in Eukaryota, Fungi, Ascomycota, Sordariomycetes, Diaporthales, Diaporthaceae. The transcript has a single exon.